This is a messenger RNA of Octodon degus (degu), 3762 nucleotides long. RefSeq names its product cAMP responsive element binding protein like 2 (gene Crebl2). The coding region runs from base 241 to 603 and encodes 120 amino acids. NCBI's taxonomy places the organism in Eukaryota, Metazoa, Chordata, Mammalia, Rodentia, Octodontidae. Gene Ontology annotation, biological process: regulation of DNA-templated transcription. The record is from RefSeq and is a predicted model, not a curated record. The transcript is spliced from 4 exons. Gene Ontology annotation, molecular function: DNA-binding transcription factor activity. Gene Ontology annotation, cellular component: nucleus.
UUCUCCAGGGCGUCUGUAAACACCCCAGAGACUGUCAUGGAGAGGGAGGCGGCGGCAGCGGCGGCGCAGGGAGGCGUUUGGGGCCACUUCCAGGGCCCGCGCUGCCAUUCCUGAACCGGUCCCCGGACCCCGUGACUGUGGCAUCAGAAAGCUAACUGUUAGACAAGAGGAGGCAGCAGUCAGAACCCCAUCCCCUUCCUCCCGGGGCGGGGGCCGGGCCGGGCCGGCCUGUCCGCCGAGAUGGAUGACAGUAAGGUGGGUGGAGGCAAAGUAAAGAAGCCUGGAAAACGCGGCCGAAAGCCAGCCAAAAUUGACUUGAAAGCGAAACUUGAGAGGAGCCGGCAGAGCGCGCGAGAAUGCCGAGCCAGAAAAAAGCUGAGAUACCAGUAUUUGGAAGAGUUGGUAUCCAGUCGGGAAAGAGCCAUCUGUGCCCUCCGCGAGGAGCUGGAAAUGUACAAGCAAUGGUGCAUGGCAAUGGACCAAGGAAAAAUCCCUUCUGAAAUUAAGGCCCUCCUUACUGGAGAAGAGCAGAACAAAUCUCAGCAGAAUUCAACCAGGCAUAGCAAACCUGGGAAGCCAGAACCUAACAGCAACUCCUGGUGAAGAUCUUACACAGUGAGGAAGCGCGACUAAAGCCAGCAUCUCAUGUCCAUGAAGGACAAGUGGCACGAAUGUGCUCCUCGGCACGAUGUACAGCUGCGGCUCAGUAGCCGUCUCCACAGACCGCGGUUUCUGCCAGAACGUGUGAUCCCAGGUCGAGAAGACCUUGCUUUACCUUUCGGCACUUAGGAACUUUACACUCAGACCUGUUCUGUAUUACUAUCCAUGACAUAUAACAUGUGGUGAGGCUUGAAAGCACAGUAGCAAUAGAGAAAAGUGGGGAAAGAUUGUAUUUUUGCACCUUAACUUCAUAUAACUUUAUUGGUUAAUUUAUAUUCUUAACAUGUAAUUCAUGUCACUGUAUGUGUCUAUGUGUUUAGGUGUCUCCUUUCAUGUUUUCGAUUGCCCUAGAGAAAAACCAAAUGGGCUGAUGACUGACUUUAAAUUCUCAGCCUUCACGGACCUAAUAUUAUUUCCUUUGUAUUUACUUGAGUAAUGUUUCUUUUCUGCCUGAACCAUGAUUUCUCCUGUGAGCCAUUCCAGCAUAAGCUGUGAAUAUGUAUUAACAAAUAUGUACAUUUCUAUUUUUUUAGUCCAUAAUAAAAUGCCUGUUUUAAACAAUAUACAUGUUAUCUUACCAAAAUCCACCAAGAAAUCCCUCCAGACAGCUUCUAUGUAAAACUUUUAUUGCUGUUUUAUUAUUAAACUAUAUUUAUAAAAGUUUGCUAGGGCCAAAUCCAGACUUGGAGAAUAAUUACACAAAUUUUGUUUUUAAGCAAGAAGUAACCUUUCAGGCAUUUCAGCAGCAUACACUGCAUUGACGGUCUAGAGCAUGUGUGUAUGUAUAUGUGUUUCUAUUGUGUAUUUAUGUAUAUAUGUGGGGAGGACAGGAGUGAAUGUUCACACACAUUUUCUUGUGUGCUCUACUAGAUUGGAGAAUUUUCCUGAAGAAAAUAGGAUGAAACUAGCUGCUGAGAUUGUUUCUGCCUUGAGAUCUAGAGCAAAACAAAGGGACAAAGCAAUGGACACAUCUAGUGGCUUUAGCCAUUAGCAGAUACUUGCUGUCUUCCCUGGCGUGGGUGUCCUUACGACUGUGUCCUAAACCAGAAAGAAGCACACUGUGGUUGUGCAUCUGCUUCAGCCUGUGCCUCCGCUGUGCGGCCAGGCAUUGGCUCUGCAGUUGUGCGCAACGCUGCAGCCAGCAGGCCUCAGGGACGUGCAGAAGGGUGGAGCAGUGCUUUGCAGUUUCCAUCACAGCUGCACUUGCCGUCUACCUGACCACCAAGCAGACUGAUGGUUGAGGAACAAACCAAGUUCAUAUGAUACAGACAGAUGGACCUGGGCAUGUUUUCAUUUCCCCAGUAAGACACUUUGUCACUCUCUCUUCCCUCUCCCAUAGAUAAACCAGGAGUUGUGUUCUCUGUUGCUGCUAAAUUAUAAUUGUUCUUCACUCUAAUGGAGCAAAUAUUUGGCUUUUAAAUAAAAUAUAUUUUGUUAGAGACUGGCAGUUUAAGAGGAGGCACUGUAGUAUAGCUUCUCCGUGAGGUGGAACAUGAAAUGGACCACACAGCUCAAGAUUAGAACGUCUGCCCUUCUCAUAGGCCACGCCUUUGAAUUAGGUGCCUCCUCUUAGCCUAAGUUCCUGAAGUCCUCACAUGUCAGCUGCCAACUCAGAUCUGCAGGCUUCUAAGUAUAUUAGAGUAUGACUUCUAAUAUACCACUAGCUCCACAUGUUCAUUUUCUCUGCAUUUUGGAAGAUUGGGAGUUUAAGGGUAUUUAAUUAAUAUCUUCUUAGGACCAUAAUUAUUGAUAUUCAGGCAUUCAGAAUUUAAAUGUUUUAAGUGUAGCUGUCUGGAUUGUAAUUGGGCAUGUUUUUGCCCCCUAGUCUACUCAGUUGUGUAUUUUUAUUUUGCAAAACAACCCAAGACUGACAUUAUGUUGCUUUGCUUCAGUACCUUUUGAAUUCCCCAGAAGAGUUCUUUGCAAAAAACAUUCCAAAUGCAUGUGCUCUUCAAUGGAACGUCUCCAUUGUGCUUGAAGGGUUUCUACCCUGGUUGUAAUUCUAAGUUACAGAGUCAUUUCAGCUUCUUCCCUCUCCCCUAGUGUCCUUGCACGAGCAGUGACUUUGUUCCCAGGUAGAGGAUAUGCAAUUUUAGGAGAAAAUAAGUUACAAUUUAUUUGAGUUUAUUCCUGAACCUACCUGGUAUUGUCUUGGAGUACAUCAAACCAAGAGAAUGUUCCCUGGUCUUUAUAAGGAAUGUUGAUUGCUUUAGGUACUGACAAAACUCUUUGGCCUUUGGCCGCUUUGUUUUUGUUUUUUUGUGGUUUUUUUCUUUGUUUUUUUCUUUGUUUUUUGGGGAACUGGGGAUUGAACUCAGGCCCUUGCAUUUGCCAGGCAAUUGCUUAUUCUACUGAGCUACUUCCUCACCUCCUCUUUGGCCACUUUGAAGCGUGUUAAUGAAUAUCUCUAAAAUAGCUUGUGCCUCCCUCUCCUCGCAGUGAAAAUGCAGCACACUGAAGCCCCUUGCUUAGCACCUAGCAGUGACGACAGCAAGGCGGCUGAGGGAAGCAAGGGGCUACCCUCUGAGUCAUGUUUUCACUUCCUUUUUUUCCCAAAGAAAGAAAGGAGGGAAGUACGUUUGUGUAUUUAAAUCAUUCAAAUUUUGUUAGUAUUUUAGCAUCAACUUCCCAUGUUUUAGAAAAACUGAAUGUAAUAAAUUUGACUGGGUAAGUUUUAGGAUAUAAUUGAAGUUCUUAAAUGUUUUUCUAUUUUAUCUAAAAUCUUUCUGCUAUUUCUAAAUCAGAACUUUCUUCCUGCAGCAAAUUCAUAUUACUGUUUGCCAGCUAAUUGAUGGGACUUAGCACCACCAUUUAGCAUUUUAUUUUAUCAUCAUUGAAUUCUGGUAACUCUGAUUUGGUUAAUUACAGAAAGUAAAAGUUUAAAUUGAAUUUAUCUUUAGUUAAAGGAAAAAAUAAAACUUUAAAAAACGAAUUCUGUAUUUCACAAGAAAUCAGUUGCAUAUUUGUAAUUACAUAUUUUGCUUUUUUAAAAGGAGGAUUAUUAAACCACAUGGUAUUUGGGGGGCACUGAAAGAAUUUUUCUUUCUCUUAAGGAGCAUUGUACAAUUAUAUUUUUAUGAAAAAUAAAAUGUCUUUAACAGA